This is a messenger RNA of Fonsecaea erecta, 2013 nucleotides long. RefSeq lists its product as hypothetical. The coding region runs from base 1 to 2013 and encodes 670 amino acids. Gene Ontology annotation, biological process: protein phosphorylation. The record is from RefSeq and is a predicted model, not a curated record. Gene Ontology annotation, molecular function: ATP binding; protein kinase activity. Lineage: Eukaryota; Fungi; Ascomycota; Eurotiomycetes; Chaetothyriales; Herpotrichiellaceae. The transcript has a single exon.
AUGGACCCGGAGGAACUUUAUACCAAACAGAACUGUAUCGGAGGGGGAAGCUUUGGAAAAGUGUACAAAGGAGUGGACAAACGCACAGGUCAGGCGGUGGCUAUCAAGGUCAUCGACGUGGAAAACGCCGAAGAUGAAGUUGAAGACAUCAUACAAGAGAUAUCAAUCCUUUCGGAACUGCAGUCUCCAUACGUGACGAAAUACCACGGCUCAUAUCUUAAAGGUUCCGACCUAUGGAUCAUAAUGGAGUUUUGCUCGGGCGGGAGUUGCUCAGACCUCAUGAGGGCCGGCAAAAUCCAGGAAGAAUACAUCUGCAUCAUCAUUCGAGAACUGCUCAUGGGCCUCGACUACUUACAUUCCGACAAGAAGCUGCACCGAGACAUCAAGGCCGCCAACGUGCUUCUGGGCCAAAAUGGACAGGUCAAACUGGCUGAUUUUGGUGUAUCCGGACAACUCUCAGCCACCAUGACCAAGAAGAAUACCUUUGUGGGAACUCCCUUCUGGAUGGCGCCCGAGGUUAUCAAACAAUCCGGCUAUGAUCACAAGGCGGACAUCUGGUCUCUCGGCAUUACAGCGAUCGAACUGGCUCAUGGAGAGCCGCCCUACGCUGACAUUCAUCCAAUGAAAGUUCUUUUCCUGAUACCGAAGAAUCCUCCGCCCAUUCUAGAGGGAGAUUUCUCUAGAACAUUCAAAGACUUUGUCGAACUCUGUCUCCGCCGAGACCCCAGGGAACGACCCUCUGCAAAAGAGCUGCUCAAGCACCCGUUCUUCAAGAAAGCCAAAAAGACGACCUACUUGACCGAACUCCUUGAGAGAAACGAAAGAUACCUGGCGAGUCUUGACAAUGGUACCUCUAAUCAUGAGGAAGAGGACGAAGAACCUGUGAGAGCUGCGACUCACCGACCUGAGGAUGAGGAUCUAUGGGACUUCGGUACUGUGCGCCCCGUUGGAGGCCGCGGCCCUGGUCUUCGCCCGAUGAACGACUCUGCUACUAACGCAAGGGCUUCUGCAGAGCCGACUGCCGCUGCAAAGGGCGUAACAGAUUGGGACGACACAGUUAAAGUCCCAUCAUCGCCUCAGAAAUCCCCUGUCAGAGGUGUAUUCCCAACGCCUGCAAAGUUGCCACUACCCUCAUCUCCUGCAAAAGCGACAGCCUCAGUUCCCAUCGAAAAUCGAGCUCCAUCCGCGGCAUCUGUACCCUCUGCUACGCCGAGGACGCCAGCUGUCCGACUGGCAACUAAGAACGCACCUUUGCCACUGCACAAAGAUAGUCCUGGGUCAAAUGAAUACAACAAAGCAUUCCAGGCUCAGCUGGCCAAGGACAUGGGCUUCUUGAAGCUCGACACCGAGAACAGUCCAAUGUCCCCACCAUCUCAAGGACAGACUCCGCCAGGGAAGAAGCCUCAUAUGGUCAUCCCGGAAAUCCCGCCUUUCAAGGGAAAGCCAGGACGUGGGGAACCAGUCCAAAAGUCUCAACAAUCUGCAUUUUCCAGACCUGUCAGCCAACAACCUCUUCCAACCUCCUCAGCAAUGGUCUUCACGCAACAGCCCGUGGGGCCUGCAUCGAUUGCUAACCAGCAGCCCCUGCCGCCACUCACAACCAAAACAAAUGUAUCCCAGACAACAACAUCUGGCGCCAGCAACACAUCUGCACAGACACCUCGGCCAGACCCAAACCAGGAGCUCACCGCUCUUAACUCGGUCCUGAUACCGGCUCUUGAAGCAGCAAUGCACCGCCGGACGUACAUGUUAAAAGAGCUUGCCCGAGCAAGCAAGUUGGACUCCUCUGCGGCGACAGAAUUGCACCAACAGAGAGUGCAAACACACGAAAGGGUGCGGAAACUUGCUGCUAAGGUGGCGGGCGUGUUUCACGAGAUUCAAAAGUGCGAUGAAGAAUUUCCUGUCGGCAUGGGAGGCGGAGUUACGGAGUUCCUGGAGGGCUUCCUGGAGGAAAUACUGGUGCGGGUUGAGGCGGCAGAUGAGCCGGAGCCCAGCCCUCCUAAAAGGGCAUGA